CAUUAACUAGUCCAUGAGCUGACGGGAGUCUCCCCGUCAACUCUGGCCAGUCCCAGUGUCCCAGGCCGGGGUCUCCCCUCCCAGUGUGUGUUGGACGGGGGCGCUGAGGCGGUGGCUGGGCCCUGUCUGAGGAAGAGGGUGGGGCAUGGACCAACGCCGACCAAUAAGAGAGAAGGAAGUUACGAUUGGCGGCGACGAGCACUAAUGGGAGGUCAUCUUUACCUUGCGGAGUGCCGCCCCUCUUCUUCCUCCCGCCUCCUUCCUUUGGGGGGAAGGCGGGGCCAGAGGCCUGAAGUGUGGGGAGAACUUGGGCUCCGCUCUGCUAUAUGAAAUAUGGGAGACGACAGACCGUUUGUGUGCAAUGCCCCAGGCUGUGGACAGAGAUUUACAAACGAGGACCACCUGGCAGUUCAUAAACACAAGCAUGAGAUGACAUUGAAAUUUGGCCCAGCCCGAACUGACUCAGUCAUCAUUGCAGAUCAGACUCCUACUCCGACUAGAUUCCUGAAGAACUGUGAAGAGGUGGGGCUCUUCAAUGAACUAGCUAGCUCCUUUGAACAUGAAUUCAAGAAAGCUGCAGAUGAGGAUGAAAAAAAGGCUGCUUCUGGGCCCCUUGACAUGUCUCUGCCUUCUACACCAGACAUCAAAAUCAAAGAAGAAGAGCCAGUGGAGGUAGACUCAUCCCCACCUGACAGUCCUGCCUCUAGCCCCUGCUCCCCACCACUCAAGGAGAAGGAUGUUGCCCCAAAGCCUGUUGUGAUCUCUACGCCCACACCUACCAUUGUACGCCCUGGCUCCCUGCCUCUCCACUUGGGCUAUGAUCCACUUCACCCAACCCUUCCUUCCCCAACCUCCGUCAUCACACAGGCUCCACCAUCCAACAGGCAACUGGGGUCUCCCACUGGCUCCCUCCCUCUCGUCAUGCAUCUUGCUAAUGGACAGACCAUGCCUGUGCUGCCAGGGCCUCCGGUACAGAUGCCUUCUGUUAUAUCGCUGGCCAGACCUGUGUCUAUGGUGCCCAACAUUCCUGGUAUCCCUGGCCCACCAGUUAACAGCAGUGGUUCCAUUUCUCCCUCUGGCCACCCUAUGCCAUCAGAAGCCAAGAUGAGACUAAAAGCUACCCUAACCCACCAAGUCUCCUCAAUCAAUGGUGGCUGUGGAAUGGUGGUGGGGACUGCCAGCACCAUGGUGACAGCCCGUCCAGAGCAAAGCCAGAUCCUCAUCCAGCACCCUGACGCCCCAUCCCCUGCCCAGCCACAGGUCUCACCAGCCCAACCCACUCCUAGUACCGGAGGGCGACGUCGGCGCACGGUGGAUGAAGAUCCAGAUGAGCGGCGGCAGCGCUUUCUGGAGCGCAACCGGGCCGCAGCCUCGCGCUGCCGUCAAAAGCGGAAGCUGUGGGUGUCCUCCCUAGAGAAGAAGGCUGAGGAACUCACGUCUCAGAACAUUCAGCUGAGUAAUGAAGUCACAUUACUACGCAAUGAGGUGGCUCAAUUGAAACAGCUGCUGUUAGCUCAUAAAGACUGCCCAGUCACAGCACUACAGAAAAAGACCCAGGGCUAUUUAGAAAGCCCCAAGGAAAGCUCAGAGCCAACGGGUUCUCCAGCCCCUGUGAUUCAGCACAGCUCAGCAACAGCCCCGAGCAAUGGCCUCAGCGUUCGCUCUGCAGCUGAAGCUGUGGCCACCUCAGUCCUCACUCAGAUGGCCAGCCAAAGGACAGAACUGAGCAUGCCCAUACAGUCGCAUGUGAUCAUGACCCCACAGUCUCAGUCUGCGGGCAGAUGAUGCCUCCCCUGGUGGAGAGGUCCCCAGCCAGAGCUCGCCCGCCCGAGAGCCAAGAGAGAUGUCAUCUUAUCCUCUCCCAUCUGCCUUGGACAUGGCAAUAUGGGGAGGAAAUUGUGUGUUGUGAGUAAUGGUCAGAUGUGGGGCUUUUCUCACAUGGUCAUUUACGUUGACACCUGUACUAGGAGCCUCCCAGCCCCAGAGCCACAUAGAUCAUACCCCAAGGGGGAAGUUUCUGAUGUACCCACAGCCAAAGGCCUUUCCCGAUGGUCCGAACAAUCAUCCCUGCCCAUGCACGUGUACCUGUCUCUUUUAACACUAACCCUUGUACUUCUAGGUUUCGGUUUCUCAGUUCCCUGUCUUUCCACCAAGCCAUGGCUAUUACCUUCUUGAUUCUUAGCAGCAUGCCACUUCCUGCUAGGUAGAGGGAGGCUAGAGUUGAUGGCAUAUCAAUGGCUCACCCAUCUCUAGCCACCCCAUGGACUCAGGACUUUGUCUCCCAGUAGCUGCUUAUUUAUCCCUUUUUCCCCUCGGUAAAUUCUAGUUAAAACAUUCACUUAUGGAGAAUGUAAGGUUACUUUUGAUGUAUGAAGUAGCAGUAUUUCCCAGCUCUUCCAUAAACUUUAGUCCUUCUCCCUACUUGCCACCAAAACAAAAACAGAGAAAUGAAACCUCAAACGGUCUAGUCCUUUCUCAUUUAUUUCCAGAGCUAUUUGGGUACCUCAUUUUAUGUCUUGAGUUUUCCCAGUCUAGUGGUGGGGUCGUUUCCACCUCCCACUAAGCCUUGGCAACCUCAUCUUGUGGCCUUAUUAGAUACUGUUUGGUAGUGAAAAGGGAAAGAGCCCAGGAUCUGACUGGCUGGUUCCCUUCCCAUCCCCGACUCCAUCCUCCUUCAGUUCUAAUCAUCAGGACAGGCAGGAACAAUGUAGUUUAAAGCUUGUUCCAUCAAGUUACUAGAUGGAUUCUUUUAUGUUUUACAAGAGUUUACUGGCCAAAGCAUACAUAUUGCUUUUGGUCAUCUUUCCACUCCUGCCUCUCCCUCUUCGUCCCCCUGCCUGCAUUCCUGCCUCUGUUUCUCUUCUAUAAUUAGUUCUGAUGCAGCCCUCUGGAAGCUGUCAUGUAGGGGACCCUUGUGCUCCCUCACCUCCCCUCGCCCGCCAUCUCUCAGUCUCACACAUCUUUCUUCUUUUCUGAGUGAGGGUCUGAUAUUCACAACUGGUCCUCACUGGAUCUACCUUCGCUCUCUUUCACUAGGCUCCGAGCCUAGCCACUAGGUCUCUCUGGUUCUGUAGCGUUCCUUUAACUCUUUUCUUCUCUCUGCCCCCUGGAUGCAAUGCUUCUCCAUAGUCUACGCCCCAGGACCCUGAGGCAUCAUAGCCGAGGUCCUGAGUGGGUUUUCUUGAGUAUAAGUUAGGAUGGGGGGAGGCACGGGAAGGGGAGGUGGAGCACUGAUGUCAGCAGAAGAGCCCUGCUUGUUGAAGAGUCUGACCUGCCUGGGAAAUUGGUGACUGUUGCUCUCAGCCAUUCUUACUUUGAAAAGUUGUGUUGCAGGGGGGAAAUUCAUCCCUCUUGUCCCUCUUUCUUCCCCAUUCAGACUCCUCAUCUUCCUUUGGCUCUGAACUAUGCAAUUUCUACCAAGGCCAUAGGAAGCAGUCCAAAGCCAGAGGCCUGUGGAUAGAUAGGUCAGCUUUAAUAGCCCUUCAGUAUGAAGCCCUUCCAAUUGUCCCAGAGCCACUUUCUGCCAUCUGCCCAAGCCAAUAAUGUCCUUUUCUCUCUCUCUCCUACCUCCAUCUUAUACAUGCAUACAAAGUAACUUCCUUAUUUUAUCUUCCAAAAUUGGCUAUCAUAGAGGAAUGAGGAAAUGUUCUAAGCUACAAGAUUCCCAUCUCCUCAGACUGAUAAAUUGGUGAGCCAGUCAGAGGACAUGUUCUACUGCAUUUGUUUUUAAUUUCCCCUCCUGCUUUUCAGAGCUGGUGUUGAAGAAGCCACACCUGGUGAAGAGAAAGGAGAGAAAACAUGGUUUUCUCAUCCUCCCCCACCCAGGACCCAACAGGAACAGCCCCUGAGGUGACUCAGACUAGCAAAUGGCACGGCAGAUGGUCAGGAUGCAGGUUACCACCUCCAGGGACUCCACUUGCCUUUAAAACUUCACAGCCAUAACUUGUGCUCAGGACUUUUCCUUUAGAUGGCUGCUCCCUGGGAUUUUCUCCUGCCUUAGUUGUGUUUCAUUUUUUGUUAUCUUUAUUUCCCACUUGUAGCCUUGCCCUAAAGCUUGACUGCGUUUAUGGCUCCUAAGGAGCCUUCAUAAGACCCUUGACUGUUUUUCUUCCCCCUUCGGUCAUGUGUUUUUCAAGUUAAGAAUCAGUUCGUCGCUGCACACAUGCCCUGCCUCACUGCUUGGUCUUGGAGGAAGUUUGAGUCCUGCCAGUCUGUCCCUGUGUAGGAUGGCUAAUUUAUGUAGAGGGUCUUAUUUAGUUUCUUAAUCCCCAUGUCUAAUUCUCUUGAGUCCUUAUUUCAGUUUCAUCAGUGGGAAGUUAGUAUUGGGGACCUAACUGAGAGGCACUGGCAGAACGUUAGUAGUAAAGCAGCAGUGAAAUGAGGAAGGAACACGACAGGACCUCCCCAACCCCAGACAGCUCUUUAGUUGGUCCUUGGUCUCACUAAGAAGGCAGAGCGAUUGCUUGCCCUUAAGUCUCUCCUAUAGUCAAGGGGAAUGACAUUUACCCUGUUAUUGCAGCCAGCUGUGUGGCCACUCUCCCCUGCUCCUUGCCCUCCAGAGUCCUUUGAACCAGAACAAACAUCAUGGAGGGUGUCACUUAGCUCUUUUUAAGGAACAUGGCCUUUCUAGGGGCCUAAGGGAAGACACUUUCUAAAAGGGACUGGGAAUGUGGAUGCCUUAGGACUCUUCUAAGUGAACACAGGACUCAGGCCUCCCACUUCACUCCAAGGACACAGCAGCUAGAGACCCAAGGCCAUAGAGAAAGGGGCCAGAACCAGGUCUUCUGGUCCACAGACUUAAUGCCCCAUUGUCUUAAAAGAAAGCUUGCUUAGAGUUGAAAAGUCUGAGAAAGCCUCCCACGCUAUUAGGAAGGACUAGAAAGAGUACAACCUCCUUUACUUCAUCUUUCCCUGUUGGUCGUACACCCAAAUCUGGCUUCCUUCGGCCUCUGCUCCUCUCCUUGGCCCUAAGUCCUAGACUGUAUACACUCUGGGUGGCAGUAAAAGAAGAGAUGGCCUAACUGAACCUCAUUUUGCUGCCUUCCCUGUGCCUGUUGCGUUGUUCCAGUUCCUUUGCCGACUUACUGCCCUCCAGCACCACCCAUCCUGGUAGACAGGGUGCUUAACCGUAACCACGCCCCAUCUACAGCCUGAACCACCAAGUAGACACCAAAAUAUUCCUCCUCUGGUUCCUAAGUCCCCCCCCCCCCCGUUUGCUCACACUGAGAGGCUCCUUUAAAGGUGCUAGCCCUAAGACAGCUCUUCCCCACAAAGUUCCCUCUUCUUUCCUUCCCAUCCCCAAAUCAUUAUUUUUCAUUAAUAUUGUACAUUGUAUACACAGGAAGGAAAUGUACUUUUUUUUUUUUUUUAAUGUCAUAACCAGUCUGUUUAGAAUCCAGUCCUCCUAGCUGUAUCACAUAUGCCUUUGUUGAUAUGCUCUUUCUGCUUUCUUUAGACUUUUGUUUGACUGGGGCGGAGGGAAGAGCAGGACAGGUGAGGAUCCUAAGGCAGAUUAGAGGCCCCCCAUCCUCCUUCAGCCUCCCGCAACCCUAAUCAUUCCCUUCAUAGUACAGACUGAUUUCUGUUUCUGUUUGCACACAUGCAGGUGCACACAGACAUAAAUCCUCACCAUCCCAGGGUGGUGACCCAGCAGGGAUGAGUGUAGGUGGUUGCUAGCCAACAUUCCCACCCUCCAUACCAGUUCAUUCGUGUCUCUUUGGGGUAAAGUUCUUCCCUGGAAUGAGAAAAGGCUGGGGAGAGUAGGGCAGCUUAAGGCAGCUUACAUCCUUUGUAGGUGCAGGUUUGUAUUGUAGCUGCUAGGGUUUCUCUUUUUAAUGGGGGCUGGUAGCACAGAGCUAUCUCAUCAGCAUUAACUACUGGUGAGUGAGGAUUUAGCUGUAAGAAAUGGCUUUGAGCACUAGUUUCAUUGACUUUCCCUUAGGGCAGUGGUUCUCAGAAUGUAGUCCAGGACCAGCAGGACCAUCAUCUGGGAACUUGUUAGAAAUGCACAUUCAGGCCCCAUCCCAGACAUACUGAAUCAGAAACUCUGGGGAUGGGCUCUAACAAGCACUCAAAGUGAUUCUAACACACACUAAAGUUUGAGAACCAUUGCCUUAGGGGCAAGCUGGGAAAUUCUUACAGGGUAUCAAGGAUAUUUUAAGUACCAUCUUCUACCUUAGCACUAGCAUGUUUUUCCAUUUCCUCCAGUCCCUCCCUCCACUCCCAUUAAAACAACAACAACGUCACUCAUCUCAAAAUCUAGGUUUGUCUUCCUCUGCUUACUCCUAAAACCUGUCCUGCGUGGGUCUGGACAGGAGUUGUCCCAUAUUCCCUUGCAGACUGGUCACUCCAUGUUCUUUGUUACAGGAAGGACCGGCUGUCCUGUUCUCCCACUCACCCCGCCCCCAACACACACCUUUCAGGCAGGGAGAUGAGCCUUCAGCCCCAACAGUGGAGGCUACAGCCUCCUGACAUGGUAUCUGUUGAAAAGCUGUGUGUACCUAUGGUUAUAUCUCUGUUCAUCUGUAUAUCUUGACAUGUAGCAACACCUCUCCAUGUCAUCAAGGAACUUGACUCUGGGUCUGGGUUUCCCCAGUCCCCAGUGGUGGACUUUGACAGGUGGGAGGAUGCAGUGCUACAGGCUGUUUUGUUAUGAAACUGUCUUCUCCCUUUCCCUCCACGCACUUCAGCAUGAUCCCUGUGAGCAGGCUCUCACAGUCUCCUGGGACGGGGCUGAGGCAGAGACUUCGCUCUAUUCUCCCUGACCGUCCCUCCUCCUUCCCCCUUGCCACAUAGCAGUUAUCCCCCAGCCAUGCCUUCUCCCCUCUCCCUUGCCCUGACAUAUAUUGUGCCUUAUUUAUGCUGCAAAUAUAACAUUAAACUAUCAAGAGAAGCACUGUUCCGUCUGAUGUUUCAGUACCCUGAUCUGCAAGUCCCAUUGUCCAUUCUUUCUGGGAAUUCAUUGGGCUUUCAUGUCUGCGAUCUUCACUCUUCCAUUUCUUAGGACAGAAACAGCUGGCAUUCUUAUCGCUCCUUUUUAUGCAGGGGAAGACACAGCCUAGGGGAGGUGGGUGGUUUGUAUAAAUUAUGUAACACAACAGAAGGCUCAGAUCUGUGCACUGCCCUUAGGGACAAGGGCCCUUGACAUCAUGGGAGCCCUCACUAGAGAACUUGUGUGCUUUGCAUGGAUGGGGCUCGGAGGGCGGUGGAAGGCAAGUGGCCUCUUAACCUUUCAGUGUUAUGUCCCCCACGCCCGCAAUUAAAAAAUAAUAAGCCCUACCCUCAAGAAGUUUCCAGCAUGCCUGGGGAGUGCACUUAGACGCAGACAGAAGGAGAAGUGCUCUAUGAUUCUAUGAGUUCUAUGUGUGUGGGGAGGAGGGGAGUCUGGAAAUGAGAGGCGGAGUUUAUUUAUAAACAGGCAAGAUAGUUUACAAGGAAAACAAACAGGUAGUGCUCAGGAACUAUGGGGAGGUGUGGGGCAGUCACUUCUAAUUUCUUGCAUCUGUGUAUUCCUUGAUACCACAAGUGAGGAGGGUUACCAGGCUAAAGAACUUGACCAGGAGAUAGCCGGGUACCUCUGAGGGGUUUCCAAUAGGAGAGAGGAGAUUUACAUGCUGUUUGUGGCUGGUGUUUGGUAUAAUUGACACAAACAGGGAGCUCCAGUCUCCUCUGGGGAGCGGGAAAGGCAGUGGUGGUCUUCAUUGUGGUCAGGAGCACAUGAGAGUCCAGAGAACAGUAAAGGAAGUUGCUGAAAGCCAAACACCAAAACCAAGAUUGAGAGGUUUUGGAGGUGGGGAUGAGACUGAAGGGAGGACAGUUGUUUCCCAAGUUAAAAGAAUUAACCCAUUCCAACUUCUGGCCAAAGGAGAGACCCAUCACCUACAUCCAGGACACAGGAAGCAGCUAGACCAGCCCCUUUCUGAAUGCAGCCUCAGCUCAGAUCCACUCGUAACUGGCGAUCAGAGGGUAAACAUUUAUUGUGUGCCUGUUAUGUGCUAGGUGGAGUGCUAGAUGCUUUGCAUUCA
Eubalaena glacialis (North Atlantic right whale) is the source of this 8024-nucleotide messenger RNA. RefSeq names its product cyclic AMP-dependent transcription factor ATF-7. Gene Ontology annotation, molecular function: cAMP response element binding; DNA-binding transcription factor activity, RNA polymerase II-specific. The coding region runs from base 334 to 1785 and encodes 483 amino acids. The transcript has 12 exons. Gene Ontology annotation, biological process: regulation of transcription by RNA polymerase II. The record is from RefSeq and is a predicted model, not a curated record. NCBI's taxonomy places the organism in Eukaryota, Metazoa, Chordata, Mammalia, Artiodactyla, Balaenidae.